This is a messenger RNA of Alligator sinensis (Chinese alligator), 1006 nucleotides long. Its product is annotated as vitelline membrane outer layer protein 1 homolog. The transcript has 3 exons. The coding region runs from base 126 to 461 and encodes 111 amino acids. The record is from RefSeq and is a predicted model, not a curated record. NCBI's taxonomy places the organism in Eukaryota, Metazoa, Chordata, Crocodylia, Alligatoridae.
UAGACAACCGGACCAUCUGUGUCACAACUCCACGCAGCGUAGAGCCACCCCAGGGGUCCCACAGGGAUGACACAGCACUGAAUGGGAUCCGACUGCACUGCUUCCAGGGAAAAGCCCAGGACAGCAUGUACACAGUGGAGUCCCAGAGCGGCAAGUGGGGUAUCUGGUCUCAACCCAAGUGGUGUCCCCAUCAUGGCUACCUGGUGCGCUUUUCACUGAGGGUCCAGCCCCCACAACAUGGCUUUCUUCAUGAUAACUUGGCAGCCACCAAUGCCCGUUUUACCUGCUCUGGUGGGGAGACCCUAGAGCCACCAGGGCCAGACUGGGGGGAGUGGGGUGUCUGGAGUCAGUCAUGCACUAAAAGUAUAUGUGGCAUCGAAACACGGCAGGAGGCCCCCCGGGGAAUGGGAAAAGAUGACACAGCCCUCAAUGAUGUACGCUUCUUCUGCUGCAACCACUGAAGCACCACUUUCAGCUCCCAACCUCAGACACCUAUACCCAGAUCUGUCCUACAGAGCUCUGGUCUGUCUCCAGAGCCCCACCCCAAGAGACCCUAAUUCUAGAUCUGCUAGCAUGGAGCUUUCCAUAGGGUCCACAUGUUGAGAGCCCUGAACUCCAGAGUAUUCACCCACAGAUGCUAGGGGGCCCUCCAAAGUCCUCACUUGCAGAACCCCCAACCUCUAGAUCUACUUUCACAGAGCACCUACCCUCCUUCUAGAUGUCCAGUCUGUCCCCAGAGCCCUAAUCCUAUGGAUUCCACCUCACAUAUAUCCCUAAUGAUCCCCACCCAAGGAUCCAGCUAUUCCUUGAUCACUCACCAUGGGAUAGGGUAUCUCUGGGAACUUCAUUGACUAUUCCCCAAAAUCUGGUCUCACCUCCCAGAAUCAUCCCCAAACUCCUAACACAAAUCUGCCUGUUAGGUCACUAUGUAUAUCCUUCUCUACUAGCAACACCCCUGAGGAAACUUCAUUUCUCUUUGGUUUGAGCUUCCAAUAAAGCCCCUGCA